Colletotrichum graminicola M1.001 is the source of this 1266-nucleotide messenger RNA. RefSeq names its product cyclin. The transcript has 2 exons. Gene Ontology annotation, cellular component: nucleus; cyclin-dependent protein kinase holoenzyme complex. The record is from RefSeq and is a predicted model, not a curated record. The coding region runs from base 1 to 1266 and encodes 421 amino acids. Gene Ontology annotation, biological process: regulation of cyclin-dependent protein serine/threonine kinase activity. Gene Ontology annotation, molecular function: protein kinase binding; cyclin-dependent protein serine/threonine kinase regulator activity. NCBI's taxonomy places the organism in Eukaryota, Fungi, Ascomycota, Sordariomycetes, Glomerellales, Glomerellaceae.
AUGUUGACAACAUCUCCCGUCGUCGCCGGUUCCGCCAAUGCCUCGCCCAACAGCUUCCACUAUGUCCCUACGCGACCCUCCCCGCACUCGUCUCCUGCCCGGCUUUCGGCCCCUUUGCCGCGGCGGCACUCUGCCUCCAGAUCUUCUCCGUCCGCCUCAAUGACCUCACCCUCCUCUCAACCACACCCGCGACGUUAUGUAGCUGUCGACGCCGGUACCCAGUAUUCCCCCAUGGAGUCUCCGGCCCAGCAGCGCGCAGAAAAUGUUCCUGCUGAAGCCACCAACGACCCGCGCGUUUCUGUGCCCGCGACGCCUGCCGAACCCCCACCAGCGCCGCGUCCACACCCGAUAGACCAGUCGGCACCGCAACCGCCGCCCGGCACACAAUGGAAACCAAACCCGCAAACGCAGGUCGCCGUGGCGCCCGCCAUCCGCGAGGCCUCGGCCACUAUUGCGUCGCCUGGCAAGCGACGAAAUUCCCAGGACCCGGCCGUCGCACAGGCGGCGAGUGCAUCCGCCGCGGGCGAGUCGUCGUCGUUGUCGUCCUCCUCGAGCGCGGCUAAGCGCCCCAAGCCCGCAGCUGCCCCCCCGAAAAUCUUGCCGCAGCGAUACGAGUUCUGUGUCGUCGAAGAUAUGGUUGUCUUGAUAUCGCACAUGCUCUCCGAGCUGAUUGAAACUAAUGACGCGCUUGCCCUGCGUUCCGGGAGCCUGACCCGGUUCCACUCGAGAACCGCACCGAGCAUCUCGGUUCUUGAAUAUCUCAACAGACUAGCAAAACAUGCGACGCUGACGCCGCCUCUGCUACUAUCCAUGGUCUACUAUAUCGAUCGUCUAUGCGCUUUAUACCCCGAAUUCACCAUCAACACACUUACCGUUCAUCGCUUCUUGAUAACAGCAGCCACUGUAGCAGCCAAAGGCCUGUCAGAUCUGUUCUGGAAUAACACGACGUACGCGCGGGUUGGGGGAGUGAGGGUCGCCGAGCUCAAGCUGUUGGAGCUCGAGUUUCUCUACAGGGUGGACUGGAAGAUUGUUCCGAACCCCGAGAUCCUUGUGGCGUACUAUCGCGGCCUCAUUGAGCGCUGUCCGGGCUACGCACUGCAAGAGGAGGAUGCGGUUGACGAAGCUGAUGAUUCCGACGUGAUGGACGACGGCGGCUCGACGGAAAUUUCUGAUGAAGCAUGCGACGACAGCGGCGACUUGCCGGACGAGGCGAGCCCAGCCAAGUCGCCGCACGGCGAAGGUGCAGGCCCUUCACAGGCUGCAUAG